Molecule: messenger RNA, 4708 nt
Organism: Macrobrachium nipponense
Lineage: Eukaryota; Metazoa; Arthropoda; Malacostraca; Decapoda; Palaemonidae
Gene: L2HGDH
Product: L-2-hydroxyglutarate dehydrogenase, mitochondrial-like
Exons: 9
Coding region: 967-2274 (435 amino acids)
Molecular function (GO): (S)-2-hydroxyglutarate dehydrogenase activity
Source: RefSeq, a predicted model, not a curated record
UGAUCUAAUAGUUUGUCAAAUGAUUCUCCGUCCAUGGGAAGAAAGUUCUUGAAAACAUCAGGUUCACUAAUUCUCAGAUCAUUUGUUAAAGGAGCAUGACCAAAUCGUUCACGACACAAAUACCAUUGCUGGGCCCACUUUCGUCUCUUUCGUUUCUGUGCUCUUCAACGCUAAGCCAAGAGCCAACGCUGUAUAUGCAUCCAUGAUGACACUCGGGAGCAAAAUGAAAAUUUGAGAAGUUUGAGCGUGUAGGGCGAACGUCAAACCGUCAAAUAAUUUGACAUAAAAAAAAUUUGACCAAAAAUUUGAGCGUGUGUGGGCCGCUUAAGAGUGUGAUAAUUAGUCUCAGUGCAAAAGCAGCGUGAAUAAUAAGGUAUCAUAAAAAGAACACUUUUAGACUGUCUUAAGCUAUUCCCUUUAGGGAAUGAUGAAAGUGACACCAAAGCGGCGGGCCAAUUAACGGUAAUAUGUAACAAACAAACGCAGUCUAAGUAUUUUACAUAUUAGUCGUGUAUUGCAUAAUGACAGAAAGUGGUGGCGUUCUCAGCUGCAUUUGCGGCCGUUUGGAACUUGCUGUUGUUGUUGAAGGUUAAGCGCGCAGAAUGCCGGGACCGGCUCUUGCUUUUCGGCAAUCUAUGAAUUUUGACACUUGUGAAGUCAAGUCGGCCUUCGAGAAGCGAGAGUUGACUGGACCUCUGGGUGACUUCGGUAACUGAGAACGCCUCCGCCUCUCUCCAGCUGAUCUUGGCAACAACAACAUUGAAGGUCCCGUAACGUCGUCGUCGUCGCCUCGACCGAGUCAUUAUACUCACUAGAAACUCCUCUCACGUUGCAAUGCAAAUGACCUGAUUGACGCUGACGCGCAUUGUAGUUUAUCUGGAGAGUUCAGUAUGAUAAGACACGGCAUAAACUCGCUUUCUCGCGCUUGGUUGAAGAACAAGGUGGAUUAUAAUAUUAGGAGUAGCAAUGCGCUCGGGACUUUCACCAGAUACUUUGCUUCAAGUUCAAGCUAUGAGCCGGAAGACGAUGUGGUUGUUGGUUGGUGGCGGCAUUGUUGGAAUGGCAGCAGCUCGAGAGCUUUCCAUCAGACACCCAAACUUGAAACUGUGUGUAGUGGAGAAGGAAGAUCGAUUAGCGGCUCACCAGAGCGGACAUAACAGUGGAGUGAUCCAUGCUGGCAUCUACUACAAACCAGGUUCAUUGAAAGCAAAGCUCUGUGUAGAGGGACUUCACCUCUCUUACAAGUAUCUAGACGAAGAAGGAAUCCCUUACAAGAAAUGUGGCAAACUUAUUGUGGCCUUAAAUGAUCUGGAAGUUAGUCGAUUGAUGGAUCUCUAUGACCGGGCACAAAAAAAUGGUGUGCCAGAUGUAAAAGUGAUAGAUGGAAGUGAGAUCAAGAAAUAUGAACCCUAUUGCCAGGGUCUGAAAGCCAUUUGGUCUCCUCAUACUGGCAUUGUUGACUGGGGUCUUGUCACCGAGCAUUAUGGAAAGAAUUUUCGUGACAAUGGUGGGAGUAUAUACCUUGAUUUCAAAGUCAGUGGGUUUGAACUGACUGAAGACAAACCAGGGUCAACAGAGGCACAUCCAGAGUAUCCAGUUAGGGUGUUCAGCAAAGAUAAAGCUGUCCGUUGCAAGUAUGUUUUAACCUGUGGAGGGCUGCAGUCUGAUAAAUUGGCAGAACUUUCUGGUUGUUCGGGUGACCCUCACAUAAUACCUUUCCGUGGAGAAUAUUUGUUACUCGCCAAAGAAAAGGCUCACAUGAUCCGUGGUAACAUUUAUCCAGUACCAGACCCAAGAUUUCCAUUCUUGGGUGUCCACUUUACACCUAGAAUGAAUGGCGACAUUUGGCUUGGACCUAAUGCUAUUCUUGCAUUUAAACGUGAAGGAUACAGUUAUUUUGACAUCGAUCUAAAGGAAUUGUGGCAAGCGAUAAGUUAUCGUGGCUUUCAAAAACUAGCACUGCAGUAUGUUGGAUUUGGUAUCGGUGAAGUUCUCCGCUCAUUCUUUCCUCGACUUCAGGUGUCAACUCUCCAGAAGUUCAUUCCUGAAAUUACAUCUGCUGACAUUAGCCGUGGACCAUCAGGAGUACGUGCACAGGCCAUGAAUAGGGAUGGAAGCCUUGAGGAUGACUUUGUAUUUCACCGAGAGCUAAAUUGCAAAUUGGGAGCCCGUAUCUUACACUGCAGGAAUGCUCCUUCACCUGGGGCAACGUCUUCAUUAUCUAUUGCAAAAAUGAUUGCAGAUAAGUGUAAACAAGAGUUUGAUUUUUCUUAGACGCAUAGAGGAUAUUCUGUGAUAUUUAGAUUUAUAUUGGAGGAAUUCUACGGAUUUCUCUGUGUCUUAAUUAAGAGGUAGUUCUUGUCAGGACAGUAAUAUGACAGUAAAGGUUGAAUUUUAAGUUGUGUAGUUUAUAGAAAUUAGCACAAAAUGAUUUUAAGAAGGAUGUGAUCCAAAACUAUGUACAUAUACAGUAUAUAAAACUAGAAAAAUCCACAAAAUUAACAGCAUAUAGUUUUUUUUUUAUUUGAAAUCACUAGGUAGCCUAUUAAGUUUUGCAUUUCAAGGAGGUUGUAUUUUAAUAGGAACUUUUAUGCUUACCAAUGACAAUAUUCUUUUAGGUUUUACAACUCAAAUUUUGCAGUUGGUAUUUUUUAUACCAAGGUGUUGUGUUCAGAUGAAGCUAGAUCAAGAGUCAGAAAAGUUUUCGUGUUCUCAAAUAGUGAGGAAGCAUUAUACUAUAUCAAAGUUAUGGCAAAUUUAUUAGCACAAUCCAUUUAAAUAUCUUUUGUCAUCAUUAAGGUAUGACGAAAUUUUAUUAGCACCAAGUAUACUUCAGUAUCUUUUGUCAUUAUCAAGGUGUGAUGAGAUUUUAUUAGCACCAACCUUCUUAGACAUCUUUUGCUAAGUUUUUUAUCAGACCACUUUUGAUGAGUUAGGUACAUAUAAAGCUCUUCAACUUUAUUGUUUUUAUUUUUAAACAACAGCUGCUGCAUUUUCUUAGAUUUGUAACAUUUAUGUCACUUGAGUGGUGAUUACAGUUCAGGAGAUUGUUUUAAUUUGAUUUUGAAGGGAUUCUUCAGCCUUUUUUUUUUUUUUACCAGAUGACCAAAGCUAUAAUUUGCUGUCAAAUAGGACAUUAAAACUAGGUAAAACUGUUUAAGUGGAUGAGUAUGUAUGUAUUGUAUUACAUAAACAAUCAUUGAAGAUAAAGUUGGAACCAACUGCAUUUUAUAUAUAGUGUAUAUGUUUUUAAGUUUGUGGAUUUAAAAUUUUAUUUUAUGGACAGGGUAACCAGUACAUAUUGACUUUCAUUCUUGACAAGAACAAGUUUUUUUUAAUGUACAUUAUGCUCAUGUUGAUUAUUUUAAGGAUAAAGGUGGUAAGCAAAAUAAAUGUGAAGAAAGCCUUUGUUACCAGUCUACAAGUGUAUUAAGAAGGUAAAUCUUCAGUUGCAGCUUGCAUCAGAACCAUCAUAAUUGCCUCCAUUUUCCUAGCUUUAAUAUUUUUUGUUUGGGUUAUCAAAUGAAAUUAUAUUAGAGGAGAUAUCUUUUAUAUACUACUUAGUUGGCAGGUGCUUAACCACUCUCUCCUUUCAAGGGCUGGAAACUUAAUGAGAAUUGUUAUUUAGAAAUAGCCCCUGGUAUGUUAUACAAUAUGUGAUUAGCCUUUUUGUGGCUGUGGGUUGAAAUCAUAUCGAAUAUCCACAGCAGUGAAAACUUCAAUUUAAAUACCUAGUUCCCUGUAGUGACAGACCAGGAGAGCAGUUCACAGCUAGUUAAUCAUAACCAGCAUUAUGGCAAUGUAGAUUUGCCCUUCCAUUGAUGUAGCCUCAUUAUGUAUGGCAUUUACCAUGUCCUUCAUGGAGCUGCCACAUUUACUGGGAAUUACAGAUGCCCACCUACCUGUUUUAUAAGUAUGCCAAAGGCUCAGUGAUAUAUUUAUCCAUUUUGUUUAAUUUGCUAGCAUUUUAAACAUCUACCUAAAGUGUCGGUGCAAUACAAAAAAAAUGACUUUUAAAGCUACCUAAUUUAUUGAAAAUGGAAGAUAUUUACUUUAUAUAUUAUAACUUAUAUCAAGAUAAAAUUAUGUAUAAUUAUUGUAAUUACCCAAUAUGCCUUCCUUUUAGCUAUCCCUUUUAUUUUUUGCAGUUUCAUUUAUAAUAAUGAACACUUGUCCUGUUUUCUGUAUUUCCUGUGUGACAUGUUCAUGAGGACAUUUAAAUGAGUAUCUAAACUGUGAGCUAAUUCCUUUUUUUUAUUUCUUUCUUACUAUGAUGUAUUUCCAAUCUUUAUUACUUUACUUUUUUGGGGGGUUACGAUGCAUCCCUCCUGUAUUACUCAUGGUAUUAUCAUUAUUUUUAGUACUUCAUGUAAUUAUGAACCAAAUAUAAUUAUAUUUGGAAUAUAUGUCUUACCUUUUUCUAAGGUUUAUUUUUGUGUUUGCUAACAACUGGCAUUGUAUAUAUUUUCCAAAAAAAGGAUAUCUAAAUUAUAAAUUUUCCACAAACUAGAUUUAAGAGGACUUGUUGCCACAGUUCUUUUCCACACUAUUGGUUUUAGUUUCAUAAGUACAGGCAUGCUCUGAUGUAAUGGAACAUGAUUCUUUUUGUAUCGUCCAAAAUCUCAGACUCGGCGCAACAGUUGCCAAGUACUAGUGUCAUCCUUUUUUUUUUUUUUCAAUGUCAUACAUGUUGAUAAAUUUGCAAAUU